Penicillium digitatum Pd1 is the source of this 984-nucleotide messenger RNA. Lineage: Eukaryota; Fungi; Ascomycota; Eurotiomycetes; Eurotiales; Aspergillaceae. The record is from RefSeq and is a predicted model, not a curated record.
AUGUCCGAAACUCCCCAGAAGCCUCUCCCCUUCGUCUACCAGUUCGCCGCCGGUGCGGUGGCUGGUGUUUCAGAGAUCCUGAUCAUGUACGGCUCUCCACUUCCCUUAUUUGAUCGCAUAACCACUCCCAUUGGAGAAAUUCUCGGCAAAGCGUACCCUCUGGACGUGCUCAAGACUCGAAUUCAGCUUCAGACCGGGCCCGCUGUUCCUGGUGUCGAUCACUACAAUGGAAUGUUUGACUGCUUCCGCAAGAUUGUUAAGAACGAGGGUGCUUCCCGUUUAUAUCGCGGUAUCUCCGCGCCGAUCCUGAUGGAGGCACCUAAGCGUGCUACUAAGUUCGCCGCCAACGACAGUUGGGGCGCUUUCUACCGCAACCUUUUCGGUGUCGACAAGCAGACCCAAGGCCUGGCUACUCUGACCGGAGCCACGGCCGGAGCAACUGAAGCUUUCGUAGUGGUUCCUUUCGAGCUGGUCAAGAUCCGUCUGCAGGAUAAGGCCCAGGCACACAAGUACAACGGCAUGUUCGACGUUGUGAAGAAGAUCGUGGCCGCAGAAGGCCCUCUGGCAAUGUACAACGGCCUUGAGUCGACAAUGUGGCGCCACAUUCUGUGGAACGCAGGUUACUUCGGCUGUAUCUUCCAAGUCCGCGCUCAGCUGCCUGCCGUCGAGCCCGGCAAUAAGAACCAGCAGACCCGCAACGACUUGAUCGCUGGUAGCAUUGGUGGUAUCACUGGUACUAUCCUCAACACUCCCAUGGACGUCGUCAAGUCCCGUAUCCAAAAUACUGCCAAGGUUCCCGGUCAGGUCGCCAAGUACAACUGGGCCUGGCCUGCUCUUGGCACCGUUAUGAAGGAAGAGGGCUUCGCUGCCUUGUAUAAGGGCUUCACACCCAAGGUGCUGCGUCUCGGCCCUGGCGGUGGUAUUUUGCUUGUUGUCUACACCGGUGUCAUGGAUUUCUUCCGCAAAAUGCGUGAUGAGAAGUAA